Messenger RNA from Rubroshorea leprosula, 932 nucleotides. The record is from the annotation of a GenBank genome assembly. Lineage: Eukaryota; Viridiplantae; Streptophyta; Magnoliopsida; Malvales; Dipterocarpaceae.
AACCUUCAAAUCCCUGAACACUAACAUGCGGUUCCCAAUUUGCAGUUAGGUCGCCACCCAAGUCCAAAUCCCUAGCUCUGUAACUCAUUUCACCUGCUCCGAUCAUCUUCUGUACUGCCAAAUUUUAAAAAUGGAGGAAUUACUUGCCGUGAUUCUGUCUAUGCUUCUUGUUGUUGCUUUGAUUCCGUUGUAUCUAUGGAAACGCCGGCAGGAUUCAGGAUCACCUCAGGAACACGAAGAAGACCGUCAGGUUCCAACGAGGGAAGCUGUGGUUGGCGCCACUGGUGCUCGUAGGAUGCGUAGGAGACCAGCCGCUGGAGCUAGCACAUCGUCAGCUGCAGGUGCAGCUUCAAGCACUGCAGAGAAUGUUGAUGGAAGUGAUGAAGAGGAUGAAGCAGAUGGAUAUUACCAGGCUAAAGCAUCAAAGAAAAAAGAAAAGAAACGACAGGAGCGGGAAGCACAAAGACAGGCUGAUGAGGCUGCACGUGAGUCAAGGCAUGCUAAACAGGACCGAUAUGCUGAAAUGCGGAGAAGGAAGGAUGAGGAGCGUGAGGCAAUAGAGCAUAAGCUGGAAGAAGAAGCUAAAGCUCAGAAGGCUAGGGAGGAAGAAGCUGCUGCAUUGGAGUUUGAGAAGUGGAAAGGGGAGUUUUCUGUUGAUGCCGAAGGGACUACUGAGAAUGAAGUCCAAGAUGGAAGUCGGGACUUACUUUCUAAUUUUGUAGAAUACAUUAAGGUACUUUCUAAUUUUAUGCUUAAUUAAAAUCUUAUUCUCAGAGAUUUGGUUCUUUUUUCAUGAUAAGCACCCAAGUUUCUCCAUAGGUUAGUGUCAAAUCCCCCUCUAACUGUCAUCUUCAAGUUUUCAAAGACUUCUUUGUUGUUGUUAUCUUUCCUUGUUUCUGUGAACAACCAAGUUUAUGAAUUUUAAGUUUUUU